This is a messenger RNA of Alternaria atra, 918 nucleotides long. RefSeq lists its product as uncharacterized. The transcript has 3 exons. The record is from RefSeq and is a predicted model, not a curated record. Lineage: Eukaryota; Fungi; Ascomycota; Dothideomycetes; Pleosporales; Pleosporaceae. Bases 1 to 918 code for a protein of 305 amino acids.
AUGGCAGACCACAUCAAGCAGACGAAGAACGCCAUCAACGCCAAGAGGCAGGCAAUCGCCGAGGAGGAGGAGCGCCGCGCAUCAUGGACAGAAAGUCUCGCGGAAAUGGACAAGUUGAUUGCCAGUACCGGAGAUUCAGAGGAGAUGACGGUUAUGCGCACAGAGAUGCUCAAUGAAAUCGCCAAACACGACGCUAAACUUGACCGACUACGCCCUGAGCUCGCCGCUCUCGAAGCCCAGCUCCCCCAGACGCCCGCCGAGCCCGCCGGCCCCAAGUUCGACCCUGAGAAGCACCCGGUUCUGCGCAAGACCAUGGAGAAGCCGGAGCCCGAGAAGGCAGUCACAUUCAGCAUUGGCGACAUCUGUGAGGCGCAGUGGACUGACAGGUCCUGGUACAAGGCCAAGAUUCAGAGUAUCCUCGGCUCCGUCUCAGCUCCCAAGUACCUAGUUCGCUUCAUCGAGUAUGACGACACUUUGACCGUUGACCGCACCGCUGUACGCCCUCUUCCGAACAAGCGCAAGCGAGAGGCCGAGCCCGCGUCUGCCGCGACGCCAUCUGCGCCUGUUGUCUCAAGCGCCCACGUCAUUUCAGGACCUGCGAGCAUGAACCCGAACGUGCAGGGUGCCAAGAACCCUGGGGGUAUGGAGGCUACCGAAGACAAGAAGCCUAGUCGCAUAGCUAACAAGGGAGUGUUGAAGAAGAGACAGUCGAACUGGGCCGACUUCCAGAGCAAGGCCACCAAGAAGGGUGUUGCCAAGAAGGAAUCCAUGUUCCGUACCAGUACUGAGGCUGGUAGUCGAGUCGGCUUCACAGGCUCCGGCAAGGGCAUGACCGAGACCCACAAGCGCCAACGUUACGACCACAAGGCCGACGCCGACAAGGAUGACGAGUACUCUGCCGACCGCAAGCGCUUUUGA